Molecule: messenger RNA, 1152 nt
Organism: Ilex paraguariensis (yerba mate)
Lineage: Eukaryota; Viridiplantae; Streptophyta; Magnoliopsida; Aquifoliales; Aquifoliaceae
Source: the annotation of a GenBank genome assembly
AUGAUUCUCGGUGCUUAUUUGAUUGGUAAUAUGACCGCACUAAUUGUGAAAGGAUCAAAGACAGAAAGAUAUAGGGAUAAAAUGACAGACCUUAUCAAAUAUAUGAACAGAAAUAGACUUGGGAGGGAUGUCCGUAACCAAAUCAAAGGUCACUUGCGGCUACAAUACGAAAGCAGUUACACUGAAGCUGCUGUUCUUCAGGAUAUCCCCAUCUCGAUUCGUGCCAAGGGAAAGGAAUCCAAUCUCCGAAUAAAGCAUCUUGAAUCUGAUGUCACAUUUCAUAUUGGAAAACAAGAGGCUGAACUUGCUCUGAGGGUGAAUAGUGCAGCUUAUAAUGGUGAUCUUUAUCAGCUAAAAAGUUUGAUCCGAGGUGGAGUGGAUCCAAACAAGAAAGAUUAUGAUGGAAGAUCACCACUGCAUCUUGCUGCAUCAAAAGGAUAUGAAGAUAUCACCCUUUUCCUCAUUCGGGAAGAGGUAGACAUCAACACUUCAGAUAAUUUCGGAAACACACCCUUACUCGAAGCCAUCAAGAGUGGACACGAUGAAGUUGCUUCCUUGCUUGUCAAACAAGGAGCCGUGUUGAAGAUUGAUGAUGCUGGUGGUUUCUUGUGCACAGUCGUUGCAAGGGGGGAUUCAGAUUUACUCAGAAGGGUUUUGUCCAAUGGCAUUGAUCCAAACUCCAAAGAUUAUGACCACCGAACUCCACUUCAUGUAGCUGCCUCCCAAGGAUUCUAUCUAAUGGCAAAGUUGCUUUUGGAUGCCGGGGCUAGUGUUUUCUCAAAGGACAGAUGGGGAAACACCCCACUUGAUGAAUGGAGAAUGUGUGGAAACAAGAAUAUGAUCAAACUAUUGGAAGAAGCAAAAUCUACUCAAUUGUUUCAAUUUCCUGACUGUUCCCAAGAAAUCACAGAUAAAAUGCACCUGAGGAAAUGCACAGUGUUCCCAUUCCACCCAUGGGACCCCAAGGAAAAUAGAAGAAAUGGAAUCGUUUUGUGGGUUCCACACACAAUUGGAGAGCUCCUUAAAACGGCAGCAGAGCAGUUAAACAUAUCAGCUGGUUCUUGUAUAUUAUCAGAAGAUGCUGGUAAAAUUCUUGAUGUGGAUAUGAUCAGUGAUGGUCAGAAAUUGUACUUGAUCAGUGAAACACAUUAG